AUGCCACACCCAACCAACCUACAUGAAGUCCGUUCCUUUCUUGGAAUGGUAAACCAAUUUAGCAAAUUUACAACCAAUCUUGCUGACCUGACAAAGCCGAUCCGAGAACUGCUAGUUAAGAACACUGCGUGGACAUGGGGACCACCCCAACAAGACGCUUUUGACAAAAUCAAGAAAGCCCUGACAUCAGCACCGAUACUAACCUUGUACGACCCCAACAAAGCAACCAAAAUAGCAGCCGACGCAUCAUCAUACGGCCUUGGAGCGGUGGUGCUGCAAGAAGAAGAACCAGACACCUGGAAACCUGUAUCAUUCAUUUCAAGAUCGAUGACAACAACCGAGGCUAGGUAUGCCCAGAUAGAGAAAGAAGCUCUAGCGGUAACUUGGGCAUGUGAAGGUCAAGCAAUUACAUAA
Molecule: messenger RNA, 414 nt
Organism: Paramuricea clavata
Lineage: Eukaryota; Metazoa; Cnidaria; Anthozoa; Malacalcyonacea; Plexauridae
Source: the annotation of a GenBank genome assembly